Molecule: messenger RNA, 378 nt
Organism: Vicia faba (fava bean)
Lineage: Eukaryota; Viridiplantae; Streptophyta; Magnoliopsida; Fabales; Fabaceae
Source: the annotation of a GenBank genome assembly
AUGCCUCAAAGUAUCUGCAUUUCCCCCACUAGAACAAAACCAGAAGCAGCACUUCUUGUAACAGAAGGUUUACCUCUUUCCUCAGCACCAACUACAGAAAGUAUGAUUAAAUCCACUACCCUCCUUGACACAAUCGACACAGCAAAAGAGAGUGCUGAGUUUCCUCCAGUGGAAAUAGGCACCCGAGGCACGGUCGCGUCACUCAUAAUGCAGGAAAUCGACUACUUCAGCCGGAUUGAAUCAAAUUCCCAAGACAGGUCACAAAGGAACAACAAGUCUCAAUUCACAAAUAUAGGUUCCUCUCACAGCACAAAUUCCAGAAGCACAAUUACGGCGGUAGGCCAAACGGAACCUCGGCUUUUGGUUACAGAAACCUGA